This is a messenger RNA of Epinephelus moara (kelp grouper), 5846 nucleotides long. It is a transcript of the gene rap1gds1, whose product is annotated as RAP1, GTP-GDP dissociation stimulator 1. The transcript has 15 exons. The record is from RefSeq and is a predicted model, not a curated record. Gene Ontology annotation, biological process: positive regulation of GTPase activity. NCBI's taxonomy places the organism in Eukaryota, Metazoa, Chordata, Actinopteri, Perciformes, Serranidae. Gene Ontology annotation, molecular function: protein binding; guanyl-nucleotide exchange factor activity. The coding region runs from base 371 to 2194 and encodes 607 amino acids. Gene Ontology annotation, cellular component: cytosol.
UUACAGCGGACUUGGUUGUAACAUGUCAGACUGAGUCAGUCGACUAGGGGAGCGCCAGCCAGCAGGUCCUGACUGUUGGUGUGGAUAUGAGAGGAAGUCAGAUGUGUUAACGUGGUAGUCAGCCGGUGUACAGGCCACUGUACAACAGCAUCCAUCUGAGCGGGACUGCCCGACCGGCCCGGUGGCUGCUGUCGCUACCUAACUGGCUAGCUAGCUCGCUAACCUCCACCCGCUAACUUCACCAGUUUACGGCGGUUUAAGGGAGGAACAGCGUGGAGAAAGCGGGGCCUCCGGCAACUACGACUCGGUUUCCAGCUGCCCCGGAGAGCUUAACAUCCCGGUUUAUUUUCCGGAGCAACAUCCUGCUGAAAUGGACAACCUAAGUGAAGCCCUGGAGAAGCUGAAGCUAGCAUCUACAGACAGCGCCACUGACAGUGUGGAGAGCUGUCUGGACUGCCUGCUGAAAGCACUUGCCAGCAACAACACUGAGGCCAGUGUGAAGAUCCAGGAGAUGGGCAUUCUUCCCCUGCUCCCCACCCUGCUAAACCCUCAGUCCUCCUGCACCCCUAAAGUAGCCAACAUCAUAGCUGAGGUGGCCAAAAAUGAGUUCAUGCGGAGUCCCUGUGUCGAAGCCGGCCUCAUUCCUCCUCUAAUUCAGCUGUUAAACUCCACCGACCAGGAGGUUUUACUGCAGACCGGCCGAGCUCUUGGCAACAUCUGUUAUGACAGCCAUGAGGGCAGGAGUGCAGUUGACCUGGCAGGAGGGGCUCAGAUAGUAGCUGAACACAUAAAAUCCCUCUCCCAAAAUACUGAGCCGGAAAAUGAGAAGCUCUUGACUGUCUUUUGUGGCAUGCUGAUGAACUAUAGCAAUGAUAAUGAUUCCUUACAAGCUCAGCUGAUCAAUAUGGGUGUGAUUCCUACUCUGGUAAAGCUUCUGGGCAUCCAUUCCCACAACACAGCCCUGACAGAAAUGUGUCUAAUUGCCUUUGGGAAUUUGGCUGAGCUUGAGUCCAGCAAAGAGCAGUUUGCCUCCACCAAUAUAGCUGAGGAGCUGGUGCGUCUGUUCCAGAAGCAGACAGAGCAUGAGAAGAAGGAAAUGAUUUUUGAGGUUCUGGCUCCCCUUGCAGAAAAUGAUGUGAUAAAGCUCCAGCUGGUGGAGGCGGGCUUGGUGGAGUGUCUCCUGGAAGUGGUGGCUCAGACUGUGGACGGAGAGAGGGAGGAGGACAUUGCCCAGCUCAAGACUGCCUCAGACCUCAUGGUUCUACUCCUGCUGGGAGAUGAGUCCAUGCAGAAGCUGUUUGAGGGAGGAAAAGGCAGCGUCUUCCAGAGGGUCCUGUCCUGGAUACCAUCUCAUAACCAUCAGCUGCAGCUUGCUGGGGCUCUGGCCAUAGCUAACUUUGCUCGCAAUGAUGGGAAUUGCAUCCACAUGGUGGACACUGGUAUUGUGCAAAAGCUUUUGGAGCUGUUGGAUCGGCACGUUGAGGAAGGCAACGUCACUGUCCAGCAUGCAGCACUGAGCGCCCUGCGGAACCUGGCCAUACCUGUGGUAAACAAAUCCAAGAUGCUGUCCGCUGGAGUAGCAGACGUGGUGUUGAAGUUUCUGCAAUCAGAGAUGCCUCCAGUCCAGUUUAAACUCCUGGGGACGUUACGUAUGCUCAUCGACACACAGGCUGAAGCUGCAGACCAGCUGGGAACCAAUGGGAAACUGGUGGAGAGGCUAGUGGAGUGGUGUGAAGCCAAAGAUCACGCGGGAGUGAUGGGCGAGUCCAACAGGCUCCUGUCGGCCCUCAUUCGACACAGCAAGUCCAAGGAAGUCGUCAGAACUGUCAUCCAGGGAGGAGGAGUCAAGCACUUAGUUACCAUGGCAACUAGUGAGCACAUGAUUAUGCAGAAUGAAGCACUGGUGGCUCUGGGUCUCAUAGCAGCGCUGGAUUUAGUUGCAGCUGAGAAGGACUUUGUUGGAGCCAACCUAGUGUCAGUGCUUCACAAGCUGCUGUCAGACGAGAGGAGCGCACCAGAGAUCAAGUACAACUCUAUGAUCCUCAUCUGUGCAGUCAUGGGCUCAGAGCCUCUCCACAAAGAGGUCCAGAGCCUGGCGUUCAUUGACGUGGUGUCCAAGCUGAGGGCCCACGAAAACAAAACGGUAUCACACCAGGCAUCGCUCACAGAGCAGCGAUUAACUGCCCAGAGCUAAAUGACUGUGUCCAACCCCACCCACACCCAUCCACCCAAAAUGCCUGCCUGACCACGUGAUCACCCAAUGACACCUCAUGACUGCUCUCCCCUGUGCCCCAUCGUCAUGUGCCAAGGUACAAUGUCGCGUUAACUGCCAGCCAGACAUAGUCAUGUCUCUACCCCGACGCUCCAACCCACCCCGCCCACCUCCGCUAGGGUUAGACUGAUGUCGUUUUAGAGCGCCAAUACUCUGUGCUUAUAUAAAAAUCAUAAAAUCUGAGCAUUUUCUAAUAUCAUUUAUAUUUUCAAUCACUGGGAUUGAAUCCUUGUUAGGAUGAAAAAAGCCUCUGAAACUGUUUUUAGACUUCUGUGGGACACCAAAACUCUCCUCUGAAAGCCAUAAUAAUGACAUUUAUUUAGGUGGGUGUCAGGUCCUGAUGGCAGGAAGAGGCACAUUUCAUUUCAGACUUUACAAACCAACACCCCUUAAAUGGUCAGUGGAGUGAUUUGUCUCAAGGUGGACACCAUAUAUAAACUGAUACAUCAGUCUAACCCUGGUCCCCACCUCUACUUGUGCAUGCAUCUUCUGCUACAAGUAUCUCCACAGACAGGAGCUGAGGCACCAUAAACAGCCUAACGCAAUAGAUAAGAGACGACACUCUUUUAUGACCAUAGCUGUGAUACCAUCCGCCGGUAGCCCACCAGUGAAAAAUGUGCACAAAAGAACAAAAAAAAUUCCUGUCGUGAUUUUUCUUUCAUUUUUAAGAAAAGCAGCCAUCCAUGAUGUGCCCAGUCGUGUCCCAUGUAGCUCGAGUAUAAAUUGACUAGAAACUGUGCAUGUUUUAGUCCUGUUGAAGGUGUGACAGUGUUCAUUUUACCUCUCUACCACUCGCAUAGUCCAAAGUACAACCUGCCCUCCUCCACUGACACCUCCAGUCUUGUACACUCUUUUUUUUGUUCUUUGAGAGUUGGAUCCAAGGAUUUUAUCAGAUUUUUAAUUCCACAGAUGUCCAAACACAUUCCCUCCACUCCAACAGCUGUACAGUGAAGUUAGAGGCUCCUCAAGUCUCCACCCCAUUGCUGAGAAAGAAUUAUGUCAGAAGCAGGUGAUGCAAACAUGGUGGAGAACAGGGCUGAGACAAGUCUACCUUUGUUAGCCUACUCCAAGAGUACAGCCAAGUUGAAGUCACGACCAGAAUUAAGAAUUGAUGGUGUAUCUAUCCAAAUGGAAAUAUAAUGCAAAGCUUAAAGAGUUAAAUCAUCGACUUUUUUAAGGAGCUCUCUCAGUGCAGACUAGGGAUGUCAACGGUUAAUCGUUAACUGGCGAGAAUAUUUUUGGCUGGUCAUGCAUGUGGAUCUAUAGGAUAAGGCCUCUGCUAUUCAGUUUACUGCAGUGCGCAUCACCUGGGUCUGGCGGGAGCUAAAGUAACCAAGGGGUGCUACUUAUUUGGGAACUGCUGCAAAUGAAGGCCGACCAAACAGCUGCUGUGGAAACACUGGGCCCACCCUCCUGGUCUUCCCAUAGGUCACCCCAGUUUAGUAAGCAGCUCAGUUAUGAGGUGCUGUGCCCAGGUGGUGUUUACAGUAGAGUGAGCAUGGCCUAAGGUUAGGUAACCAGUGGAGCAUGGUAAUAUGGAAGAAAAAAAAUGCUAACAUGGAAAAUGAAAUUAAAGCAAUUAACAUCACAAAACAUUCAAAUUUCACCUUCUGUAAAUGGAUAGCACUUUGAAAUGUGGUGCUGAAGCUCACUGAGUGAAUGAAGUGCUGGACUAAAAGGAAAGGCCGCAUGUAUUUUACGUCUUUAGCUUUAUUUUUUCAUAGAAGUUAACCAUUUGGUUACUGGUUAAUAGGUGUCGGGCUAUCAAAAGCAAAAUGAACCGAAACUGACAUCCCUAGUCCUGUCCUAGCACUGUCAUACUACGUAUCACAGUCUCACAUUGCCGUCUCCCCAAAGCUGGACAUUUCAGUCACUGAGCAGCUCAUUAAAAUAUUUACAAGAAAAUGUUGUAAACUCAUAAAUCUUCUUGGUGACCCAUAAGGUGAGAAAAACAACAUCAGGUAGGUGCAGACUAACAUUUUUUUUUUAAAUUUAGUCUGAACAAGUAUCUCUUCCAUUAAAGUCAAUACAAACUAUGAAAGAUCAAAGAUGGUGCAGGAUGUCUUUUCCACAGAAUCUUUGGUUUCACAUGGUGGGUAUUGACUUGAAUUACAAAGACCUUUGUAGGCCAGGCUAAAUUGUGUUACUUCGCAUCCACCUUCCAGUUUUUCCCCCAUCUUAUAGGUUACUAAGAAGAUUUCCAAUCUAACAUCAACCCAAUCAAUGCAUGGUAGUUGGCCUAGUAAGACUGACACUUUGCGUACCCAGAUUUCUACAGAUCAAAUAUUGUUUGUAGCACUGUGGAAGAAAAAAAAUAUCAAAAAAAUAUCAAUAGGAGAUCAUUUUUAAUAUUUUUGGUACGGUAAAGUAUCAUAUGAAAAGCAGCCAAGAAUAAGAUAAGUUAAAGUCAAAGUAGUUGUGAGUCUUAGGGCUCAUUUAUGCUCAAUGUUAGAUCCGGAGACAAAUGGAGCCUUAUGUCUGUACUCUAAGUUGAUUUCGUCCAUAUUUGUGCAUGUUUUCUGAAACUUACGGAUACAGAUGAAACGGAGCAGUACCACUGAAGAUCGUGGAGGCAGUGUAGCGUAGUUCAAGCAAGAUCUGACUGUAGGAGACAAUAAAGACAUUAAAAUAAUGGUGGAAUGGAACAAAUCGGUUAUAUAGUUAAAAGUAUCCUACGUUCAUGUGUCGGGAUGUAUAUAUACUAGCAGCACAGACCACCGCCGUCUACAACACUGCCUCUGUUUAAAGGUACAAUAUUACAACCUCCUCCUCUGUUGCCUUGUUUGUUGUUGUGUAAAACUUUUGAACCUGCCCCCUAGUGCCAUCUAUUGGCUGUAUCUAUGCCAACAUAAAGUAUGAGGGCAGGAAAGUUUACAAUGUCUGAAACGGACCUAUCCAUUUUCGUACAUAAAGGGAGUAUAAAUGAGCCUUAAGAACUGAGAAAGUAGACUUGAGUACUACAGCGUAAUUUCAAUAUUUACUCUGAUGCUACUGUCAAAACACACACUAGUGCCCCCCAAAAAAAUGACAAAAUCAGGGCACUGUUGUGCGCUGUAAGAAAACCAGGGAGUGUAGUUCUUCAGUAUAACAUAAGCAGCCACCAUUCCUACGUAUGUGUACAGUUUGUUUGUAUGUGUGUGUAGCGGAGCAAAGUUUUGAGAUGUUGUGAGAACAGGUAACUGAAUGCAGACACACAGAUGUCACUGUAUUUGUGCUGUUUAAACCCUCGACCAGCGGCACAGCAGCAACACGACAGGUCUCUGUUUAUGAAUGACAGUUGGUUCCUCUAGUCAAAGGGAUUUCUGCUAACAUGCACAUGUCAGCAUGUCCGACACUGUACCGACACUCUGUUAACAUGCCACGGUGUGUUUCCUGGUCUGGGCCCACACUUAUGUUUUUUUAAAGGUAUGAAUGGUUAUUUAUCAGAUUUGUGAUCUUCUAAAGACACAUGCCUGUGGAGAUGUAUCCAUAGUAACUACGUAAAAUACUAUAAACUUAAGUGUUUGUUGUAAAUGUCAUGAGUUGUACAUUUGGAGGAUUGUAACCCAGCAGAUAAUUAAAGAUGAUAGCUGGU